Cylicostephanus goldi is the source of this 282-nucleotide messenger RNA. The record is from the annotation of a GenBank genome assembly. Lineage: Eukaryota; Metazoa; Nematoda; Chromadorea; Rhabditida; Strongylidae.
AUGCUUUUCGAACCACGAAUUCACGAUGACGCUUUAAUAGAGCUUAGGAUAUUGGUGAAUCAUUCAAACUGCUACCGAUGCUCAUUUACGCCGCUCCUGUUUGGAGGCAUAGGAAUAUCCGUUACGGACGCCCAUCCCUUGCGCUUCUUCCACUCGAGUCUACCUGAUUUUGAGGAAGUUUUGGAUGAGGGAGGACCACCUUCGGCGACUUUACGGCCUACUGAGCCUUUGAUGCCUUUGGAGCGCAUCGACAAUCGUGUUGAGGAUGAAAACGAAGGUUAG